This is a messenger RNA of Pneumocystis murina B123, 3924 nucleotides long. RefSeq lists its product as hypothetical. Bases 1 to 3924 code for a protein of 1307 amino acids. Lineage: Eukaryota; Fungi; Ascomycota; Pneumocystomycetes; Pneumocystales; Pneumocystaceae. Gene Ontology annotation, biological process: rRNA catabolic process; nuclear-transcribed mRNA catabolic process. The record is from RefSeq and is a predicted model, not a curated record. Gene Ontology annotation, molecular function: RNA binding; 5'-3' RNA exonuclease activity. The transcript is spliced from 16 exons. Gene Ontology annotation, cellular component: nucleus.
AUGGGUAUUCCAAAGUUUUUUCGGUGGAUCAGUGAGAGAUAUCCUAUGUGUAGUCAAUUAAUUACAGAAAAAAGAGUUCCAGAAUUUGAUAAUUUAUAUCUUGAUAUGAAUGGUAUUAUUCACAAUUGUACACAUAUGGAUGAAAAUAAGAGGGAAAUUCCAGAAAAUGAGGCGUUUCUUGCUAUUUUUAAAUAUAUAGAACAUAUUUUCGGGACAAUAAAGCCUAAAAAGCUUUUUUUUUUAGCAGUAGAUGGAGUUGCACCAAGAGCAAAAAUGAAUCAACAAAGAUCACGUAGAUUUAGAGCAGCAAAGGAAGCAUACGAAUUCUAUCAAGAAAAAAUCAACAAGGGAGAAGAAGUUCCAAAAGAACCAUUUGAUAGUAAUUGCAUUACUCCAGGAACUAUAUUUAUGAAGAAAUUAUCAGAACAAUUAAAAUAUUUUAUAAAUAGAAAAGUAUCUGAAGAUGCAAACUGGAAAGAAAUAGAUAUUAUUUUUUCAGGUCAUGAAGUCCCUGGAGAAGGAGAACAUAAAAUUAUGGAGUAUAUACGACUUUCAAAAGCACAACCUAAUUAUGAACCUAAUUUGCGUCAUUGUUUAUACGGUUUAGAUGCAGAUUUGAUUAUGCUUGGUCUCCUCAGUCAUGAUCCUCAUUUUUGUUUAUUGCGUGAAGAAGUUUUAUUUGGUCCUUUAAAGAAAAAAAAACAGGAACUUGAGGAGCAAAAUUUCUACCUAAUGCACUUAUGUUUGCUUCGAGAAUAUCUUGAAAUGGAGUUUCAAGAAUUAAAAAGCAUAGAUGAUUUUCCAUAUAAUUUUGAAAAAAUACUUGAUGAUUUCAUACUCCUUGCAUUCUUCGUUGGAAAUGAUUUCUUACCUAAUCUUCCUAAACUUCACAUUAACGAAGGUGCUUUAGCUUUAGUUUUUAAAAUUUAUAAAGAAGUAAUACCAAAAGCCAAGGGUUAUAUUAAUAAUUCAGGCGUAAUAAAUUUAAAACAUCUAGCUUUAAUUUUGGAAGGAUUGGAAAAACAAGAAAGAGAGGAUUUUAAAGCUCAUAUGGAAAAUAAAAGUUGGGUUAGUUCAAAAAAAAAAGAAAUAGGUGAAGAAACUUGUUUAGUGAAAAAAAAAACAUUAACAAUGACAUCUAAUCAAAAGGAAUUAUUUUUAAAAAUGGAGGAAUUUCUUAUACAAAAUCUAAAGAAAUUAGAUUUUUCACCAACAUUAUCUACUGCAGAUAGAUAUUUCGUAUCUAAAAUGGCGGAUGAUUUUCAUGUUAAGUGUGAAAAAUACACUUUAGAUAAUAAAACUUAUUUAUCUAUUGAACCUUAUAGUUCUUCGGAAAUUCAAGAUAUGAAUAAAAUAGAAUCAAUUAUUACUAAAGAACUUGAUAGAUAUAAAAAUUCUAUUAUAUUAGAUAAUGAAGAAAGCUAUUUUGAUAAAGAAAACGAGGCAUUUGAAGAAAAAUGGUUGGAAUGGAAAAACUCAUAUUAUAUUGAAAAAUUAGGAUUUUCUAUUAAUGAUACAGAAAAAUUAAGAGAAAUGGCUGAAAAUUAUAUACAAGGAUUGCAAUGGGUUUUGUUUUAUUAUUAUAGAGGAGUAUGUUCUUGGAGUUGGUUUUAUAAAUAUCAUUAUUCCCCAAAAGUAUCUGAUAUCAAGAGAGGUUUUGACGCAAAUUUAUCAUUUAAUCUUGAUUCUCCAUUCAAACCAUUUGAACAACUAAUGGCAGUAUUACCUAAACAAAGCAGAAAAUUAAUUCCAAAAAUAUUUAGUGAUCUUAUGGAUGAUGAAACUUCUCCUAUACGCGAUUUUUAUCCUGAAAAUUUUGAAUUAGAUAUGAAUGAUAAAAAAGCUAGCUGGGAAGCUAUAGUAAAGAUACCUUUUAUUGAAGAAGAAAGAUUAUUGAAAGCUAUGAAAAUAAAAGAAUCUUUAUUGACUGAUGAGGAGAAAAAGAGAAAUUCAUUUGGAUACAAUUUAAAAUAUAGUUAUGAUGAAAAUCUUGACUACAUUUAUCUACCAUUUAUAGAUAUAUUCCCUAUUAUUCCUCACUGCCAUUGUAAAGAAGAAGUUUAUAAGCUUCCUGAGAUAUUAGGAGUAGAACAACUUGUACACGGAUUAUGUAAAGGUGUAAAUCUUGGAAAUAUAUCUCCUGCAGGAUUUCCUAGUUUAAAUACUUUGCCACAUACAGGUCAUCUAGAUAAUCAAAGAGUAAACGUUUUUAAAUCAGAAAGCAAAAACGAGUCUAUGAUAAUAACAAUACAAAAUCAAUUAGAUUCAGAUACAAUAGAAAAUUUUUUGGAAAAGAAAAUAGGAAAAAGAGUAUUUGUUGGAUGGCCAUAUUUGCAUGAAGCUAGGGUAAAUGCUGUUUCAACUGAACAAUUUCGCUAUGAAUAUCUUCCUUCAUCCGAAAAUUCAGAUGUUAUUAUUUCUAAAACUUUAAAUGAUUCAGUUGCAUGGAAAAAAAGUUCCUUAAAGCUUGAAUUAAAUUAUAAAAAAUACUUUGGACUAAUAAUCAAUACAAUUAAAGCUAUUGUUCAUGUUUCAAUGUUGAAAGGAUUACGUACAACUGAAGAUGGUGCAUUGGAGAAGGAUUAUGAACCUUGUAAUAGUGAAAAUUCAGAAUAUCCUUUACAACUUGUCUUAAACGAAGUAGCUGUUGAAGAUACGCGAUAUAUUGAAAAACCUCCUCUUGAUAUUAAGCAGGAGUAUCCUUUGGGAUCUAGAGGCUUUUUUCUUGGGAAAUAUAAUUAUGGAAGACCACUUGAAAUAACUGCUCAUAAAAAUGGAAAAAUUGAUUGCUGGAUAGCAACCCAGACUAGAGAGCCUGAUUUUGGAAAAUUGAUAUAUGAAAAGUUUUUAAAAGAUAUUCACUAUUAUCCAUCUUAUGUUGCAUCCAAAAUGGCAGGAUUAAGUGGAUUAGUAUUUUCAAAAAUAUUGUCUAGUUUUUAUGUGAUGGUUGAUAAUAAAAAAGUAGAUCUUGGACUGAAUUUAAAAUAUGAAGCAAAAAAAAUAAAAGUUCUUGGAUAUUCAAGAAAAACGGAAAAAGGAUGGGAAUAUACACAAAAUGCUAUUAAUCUUGCGCGGGAAUAUAAAGAAAGAUUUCCAGAUUUUAUUCAUUCAAUCCAAUUACAUCUUUUUGAUGAUAUUCCUUUGAUCAAUAAAUUAAUUCCCAAUGAUAAUUAUAAGGAAAAAGUAAAAGAUAUUAGAAGUUGGUUAAAAAUGAUUAAUGAAAAAAAUAAUUUUGAAAGAGCUACAUUAGAUGUCGAACAAUUAGAUAAACUUGCUAUACAAACAAUUGAAAAAGAAUUAGAUAAGAUUGCAAAAAAUAUAUCACUUUUUACUCCUAAACGCAUCAAUAAUGUACCUAGGAAUGCAAUUUUAAAACCAUCUCAAUGCGAACUUAGGCUACAUGAUCAAGAGUUUUCCCUUGGAGAUAGAGUUAUUUAUGUUCAUGAUUCCGGCAAAGUUCCAAUAGCUACAAAAGGUGUUAUUGUAAAGACAGGGAAAAAAGUAAUCGAUAUUAUUUUUGAUGUCCCAUUUAUGAGUGGAACGACACUAGGUGGGAAAUGUUCUGCAUAUAGAGGACUAUCUGUAGAAACACAUUUCGUACUUAAUUUAACUAAACAAGCUUUACUUGUUUCUACAAAACCAUUGGCUAACAAAAAAUAUGACAAAAUAAAAUCUAAUGAUCGUGUAGAAAAUCCUGGAAUUCUUCCAUCUCAAUCAAUAUAUCCUUUUCAAAAAAAUGUAUACUCGAAACCAUUUCAAACCGUACCACAAAUAUAUCAUUAUAAUUCAGAAAAUCAAUCUUUAAAUACAUCUUUAAAAAAUAAUCUUCAAUCACAUUUUCAAAAUAUUCCAAAACCGCAUCAUCUUAUUCAUUCACAAGUUCAAAUACAUUCCACAAGGAGAAAAAUAGAAAAAAAAACAUAA